This is a messenger RNA of Saccostrea cuccullata (small rock oyster), 1935 nucleotides long. RefSeq lists its product as uncharacterized. Bases 125 to 1729 code for a protein of 534 amino acids. Gene Ontology annotation, molecular function: DNA-binding transcription factor activity, RNA polymerase II-specific; RNA polymerase II cis-regulatory region sequence-specific DNA binding; protein dimerization activity. NCBI's taxonomy places the organism in Eukaryota, Metazoa, Mollusca, Bivalvia, Ostreida, Ostreidae. The transcript has 7 exons. Gene Ontology annotation, biological process: regulation of transcription by RNA polymerase II. Gene Ontology annotation, cellular component: nucleus. The record is from RefSeq and is a predicted model, not a curated record.
UUGACGUCCCCUGCAACCAUUAGUGUCUUGUACACUGCAUUCGCAGUACAGAGUCAUUGAAAAUCCGCAACAACAGGGAAUUAGUUUUCUGCAUUUACUUGGGACUUAAUUGUAAAAAUAUAACAUGUCUUCGAUGUUUCAAGCAAGCAAGCAAUUGCAGGCUAUCCGUAAUCAAUUAAAACAAAUGGACAAACAGUACAGAGAUGGAUUUAAGACAGAAUAUAAGGAAGAUACUUGUGAAGCAAAACAUGAUGAUUCAAAUCAAUUUUGUUCUAUGGAUUUUGUUAACAAGACUAAUACGAAUGAAGAAACACCAGUCAGUACUGCAACUCCAAGCAUCACAGAGUCCUCAAAUGUACAGACGCUUUUGGCAGGACAAAGUUAUUCACCAGUAUCUGAGUUUGAGCAUGUCGAAUCUGUUCUUUCGACUCUAAUCAAAGAAUCACAGGGAGAGUCGCAGGAGAUUAUGCCUCUUUCUCAUGAAUUACGUCAAGCCAUUACAAAUAUGGAGGAUAUUGAAGAUGUUGACAACCUAAUUGGUGAUGUUAUGAACUCGGUCCAGAUUGAUUCAUCAUAUGACGAGGAUCUCCAUUGUAUUGAACAGGCCGUGACACGCACAAUAAGCAGGUCUAACAGUGACGGAAAUCAACCCGUGACAUUUUCGUCAAAAGAAGAAGAAAGAACGUGGAAAAAAGAAAGAAUAAAGAAGGAUAAUCAUAACAUUAUUGAGCGAAGGCGAAGAUACAAUAUAAAUGACAGAAUUCAAGAGUUGGCCACACUUUUACCGCCCAAUACUCAUCCAGCAAUGAAAUUGAACAAAGGUUCCAUCCUGAAAGCGUCAGUGGAAUAUGUGAAGGAAUUAAAAAAGGACAAACAGAAACUUAUUUCGUUUGAAGCAAACCAAAAAGCGAUGGAAGCGAAAUACCAGAAAAUGUUGAUUAGAAUAUUUCAACUGGAACUGAAGAUGAAAUUAUAUGGAUUAACGGAAGAUAUUGAUCGCAGUCAGACAAAGAGGAAGAAGCGACCCAGAAGGAGGCUUUGCGAAAUUGAUGCAAUGGUGGAAGAUUUUAUGAAAAGCAGUCUGCCGCAAACUAGGAAAUCCGAUGAAAAAUCGACGAAUGAAACGUUCGAAAGACAAUCGAAUGCAGACACUCAACAUUCAGGUAAAAUCACAACCAAGUCGGCAAAAGCAGGUUUAAGAAACUUUAUUAGCAAGAGAUUAGCGCACGAUAACACGAAAAACAGGAACAAAACAUCGAAUGCUUCACUAACCCAAGAAAUUGAAGCUUCUCGACAACAUCCCAAUUCAAGAUCUGAAGAAAAUGGAAACGUACUCCACGCUGAGAAUAACAUCAACCAGACCUCUACUCUAUCACCUGAAACUCCGCAAAAUAUUGUUCCAAUGUCUGAACAGACUGAAGGAUCAAAUAAUGAGCAUUCAAGUUAUUCACUUUUCCAUUCUCCAUCAGGUGCUGAAUUAAGCUUGGAUCAAUGCAACCUUUUGCUAGAUUUAUUUGGAGCAGACAAUAUGACAAUACUUCAACCGGAAUCAGAGGCUGAAGUCACCCCCGUCUCUUCUCCAUCUCAAGUAGAAGACUACUGCCCGUCUCCGGUUCUAUCUCCCGUAACAUUGACGACAAAUAUGCUUGAAGCAUUACUUCGGAAAUCCGACGGCAGUUCAUCUUCUUCCGAGGCGCAUUCUUUGGAAACUUCUACUGAAAGCGCAUGAAUGGGUUAAGAAACAUUGACGUGUGUUUCAAACAAAACGUUCUGAUUUUGUCCAUGAACAGUUCAAAGGAUUGACCCUUGAUUUUUUUGGUCAAUCAAUCAGUUGUAGAACUACUUUGCAGCGAUGCCCCUUUGGAUAUCGCAUUCAAGAAUGUGCUUUUCCGUAAUCAUGGGAUAUGCAAAUCUAUUUCAUUAGUAUGCAUAAAA